Molecule: messenger RNA, 5610 nt
Organism: Acanthosepion pharaonis
Lineage: Eukaryota; Metazoa; Mollusca; Cephalopoda; Sepiida; Sepiidae
Source: the annotation of a GenBank genome assembly
AUGUCUUCUUUCUAUAUCUUUUAUCUCAUUCUGCUCAUAUCUAUCUGUCAAUGUGCUUCUUUUCUAUAUCUUUAUCUAUCUGUCAAUGUGCUUCUUUCUAUAUCUUUAUCUAUCUCAUUCUGCUCAUAUCUAUCUGUCAAUUCUGCUCUUCUUUCUAUCAAUCUUUAUCUAUCUCAUUCUGCUCAUAUCUAUCUGUCAAUGUGCUUCUUUCUAUAUCUUUCUAUCUCAUUCUGCUCAUAUCUAUCUGUCAAUGUGCUUCUUUCUAUAUCUUUAUCUCAUUCUGCUGCUCAUAUCUAUCUGUCAAUGUAUCUUUAUCUCACUUUCUAUAUCUUUUUCUAUCUCAUUCUGUCUUCUUUAUAUCUUUAUCUAUCUGUCAAUGUGCUUCUUUCUAUAUCUUUAUCUCUUUCUGCUCAUAUCUAUCUGUCAAUGUCUUCUUUCUAUAUCUUUAUCUCUUCAAAUCUGUGUCUUCUUUCUAUAUCUUUAUCUGUCAAUGUCUUUCUUUCUAUAUCUUUAUCUAUCUCAAACUGCUCAUAUCUAUCUCAUUCUGCUCACAUCUAUCUUCUUUCUAUAUCUUUAUCUCAUUUCUGCUCAUAUCUAUCUGUCAAGGUACUUCUUUCUAUAUCUUUUAUCUCUUUCUGCUAUAUCUAUCUGUCAAUGUACUUCUUUCUAUAUCUUUAUCUAUCUCAUUCUGCUCAUAUCUAUCUAUCAAUCAAUGCUUCUUUCUAUAUCUUUAUCUUAUCUCAUUCUGCUCAUAUCUAUCUGUCAAUGUGCUUCUUUCUAUAUCUUUAUUCUGCUAUAUCUAUCUCUGCUCUUUAUAUAUCUGUCAAUCUGCUCAAUUCUUUCUAUAUCUUUAUCUGUCUCAUUCUGCUCAUAUCUAUCUGUCAAUGUGCUUCUUUCUAUAUCUUUAUCUCAUUUCUGCUCAUAUCUAUCUGUCAAUAUCUAUUCUUUAUCUAUAAUGUGCUUUUUCUAUAUCUUUAUCUCUUUCUGCUCAUAUCUAUCUGUCAAUGUCCUUCUUUCUAUAUCUUUAUCUCUUUCUGCUCAUAUCUAUCUGUCAAUGUGCUUCUUUCUAUAUCUUUAUCUAUCUCAUUCUGCUCAUAUCUAUCUGUCAAUGUGCUUCUUUUAUAUCUUUAUCUCCAUUCUGCUCAUUAUCUCUAUCUGUCAAUGUGCUUCUUUCUAUAUCUUUAUCUCAUUCUGCUCAUAUCUAUCUGUCAAUGUGCUUCUUUCUAUAUCUUUUCUCUCAUUCUGCUCAUAUCUAUCUGUCAAUGUGCUUCUUUCUAUAUCUUUAUCUCUUCUGCUCAUAUCUAUCUGUCAAUGUGCUUCUUUCUAUAUCUUUAUCUUUCUGCUCAUAUCUGCUUCUUUCUAUAUCUUUUUCUAUCUUUCAAUGUAUUCUUUCUAUAUCUUUAUCUAUCUGUCAAUGUGCUUCUUUCUAUAUCUUUAUCUAUCUCAUUCUGCUUAUCUAUCUCAUUCUGCUCUUCUAUCUGUCAAUGUGCUUCUUUCUAUAUCUUUUAUCUCAUUCUGCUCAUAUCUAUCUGUCAAUGUGCUUCUUUCUAUAUCUUUAUCUAUCUCAUUCUGCUCAUAUCUAUCUGUCAAUGUACUUCUUUCUAUAUCUUUAUCUCAUUCUGCUCAUAUCUAUCUGUCAAUGUGCUUCUUUUGUAUAUCUUUAUCUCUUUCUUCUGCUCAUAUCUAUCUGUCAAUGUCUUCUUUCUAUAUCUUUAUCUAUCUGUCAAUGCUUCUUUCUAUAUCUUUAUCUCAUUCUGCUCAUAUCUAUCUGUCAAUGUGCUUCUUUCUAUAUCUUUAUCUCUUUCUGCUCAUAUCUAUCUGUCAAUGUGCUUCUUUCUAUAUCUUUAUCUAUCUGUCAUUCUGCUUUCUAUAUCUUUUAUCUAUCUGUCAAUGUGCUUCUUUCUAUAUCUUUAUCUAUUCUGCUCAUUCUAUCUGCUCUUCUUUCUAUAUCUUUAUCUAUCUGUCUCAUGUGCUUCUUUCUAUAUCUUUAUCUAUCUCAUUCUGCUCAUAUCUAUCUGUCAAUGUGCUUCUUUCUAUAUCUUUAUCUCUCAUUCUGCUCAUAUCUAUCUGUCAAUGUGCUUCUUUCUAUAUCUUUAUCUCUCAUUCUGCAUUCUGUCAAUCAUCUUUAUCUAUCUGUCAAUCUGCUUCUUUCUAUAUCUUUAUCUCAUUCUGCUCAUAUCUAUCUGUCAAUGUGUUGCUUUUUUCUAUCUUUAUCUCUUUUCUGCUCCUUUAUCUAUCUGUCAAUGUGCUUCUUUCUAUAUCUUUCAUCUAUCUCAUUCUGCAAUCUUCUUUCCUUUAUAUCUAUCUGUCAAUGUGCUUCUUUCUAUAUCUUUAUCUAUCUAUUCUCUUUAUCUGUCAAUGUUCUUCUUUCUAUAUCUUUAUCUCAUUCUGCUCAUAUCUAUCUGUCAAUGUGCUUCUUUCUAUAUCUUUAUCUAUCUCAUUCUGCUCAUAUCUAUCUGUCAAUGUGCUUCUUUCUAUAUCUUUAUCUCAUUCUGCUCAUAUCUAUCUGUCAAUGUGCUUCUUUCUAUAUCUUUAUCUCUUUCUGCUCAUAUCUAUCUGUCAAUGCUUCUUUCUAUUCUAUCUAUCUCAUUCUAUCAUAUCUGUCUGUGUGCUUCUUUCUAUAUCUUUAUCUAUCUCAUUCUGCUCAUAUCUAUCUGUCAAUGCUUCUUUCUAUAUCUUCUUUAUCUCAUUCUGCUCAUAUCUAUCUGUCAAUGUGCUUCUUUCUUCUUUAUCUAUCUCAUUCUUCAUAUCUAUCUGUCAAUUGCUUCUUUCUAUAUCUUUAUCUCAUUCUGCUCAUAUCUAUCUGUCAAUGUGCUUCUUUCUAUAUCUUUAUCUCUUUCUGCUCAUAUCUAUCUGUCAAUGUGCUUCUUUCUAUAUCUUUAUCUCAUUCUGCUCAUAUCUAUCUGUCAAUGUGCUUCUUUCUAUAUCUUUAUCUAUCUCAUUCUGCUCAUAUCUAUCUGUCAAUGUUCUUUCUAUAUCUUUAUCUCAUUCUGCUCAUAUCUAUCUGUCAAUGUACUUCUUUCUAUAUCUUUAUCUAUCUCAUUCUGCUCCAUAUCUAUCUGUCAAUGUGCUUCUUUCUAUAUCUUUAUCUCAUUCUGCUCAUAUCUAUCUAUCUUUCUAUAUCUUUUUCUAUAUCUUUCUAUCUCAUUCUGCUCAUAUCUAUCUGUCAAUGUCCUUCUUUCUAUAUCUUUUAUCUCUUUCUGCUCAUAUCUAUCUGUCAAUGUGCUUCUUUCUAUAUCUUUAUCUAUCUCAUUCUGCUCAUAUCUAUCUGUCAAUGCUUCUUUCUAUAUCUUUAUCUCAUUCUGCUCAUAUCUAUCUGUCCAAUGUGCUUCAUUCUAUAUCUUUAUCUAUCUCAUUCUGCUCAUAUCUAUCUCUGUCAAUGUGCUUCUUUCUAUAUCUUUAUCUCUCAUUCUGCUCAUAUCUAUCUGUCAAUGUAUUUUCUUUCUAUAUCUUUAUCUCUUCUGCUCAUAUCUAUCUGUCAAUGUGCUUCUUUCUAUAUCUUUAUCUAUCUGUCAAUCAAUCUUUCUAUAUCUUUAUCUAUCUGUCAAUUUCUAUAUCUUUAUCUAUCUGUCAAUGUGCUUUCUUUUCUAUAUCUUUAUCUAUCUCAUUCUGCUCAUAUCUAUCUGUCAAUGUGCUUCUUUCUAUAUCUUUAUCUCAUUCUGCUCAUAUCUAUCUGUCAAUGUGCUUCUUUCUAUAUCUUUAUCUAUCUCAUUCUGCUCAUAUCUAUCUGUCAAUGUGCUUCUUUCUAUAUCUUUAUCUCAUUCUGCUCAUAUCUAUCUGUCAAUGCUUCUUUCUAUAUCUUUAUCUAUCUCAUUCUGCUCAUAUCUCUAUCUGUCAAUGUUUAUCUUCUUUCUAUAUCUUUAUCUCUCUCUGCUCUUUAUCUAUCUGUCAAUGUGCUUCUUUCUAUAUCUUUAUCUCAUUCUGCUCAUAUCUAUCUGUCAAUGUGCUUCUUUCUAUAUCUUUAUCUCAUUCUGCUCAUAUCUAUAUGUGCUAUCUUUAUCUCAUUCUGCUCAUAUCUAUCUGUCAAUGUGCUUCAUUCUAUAUCUUUAUCUCAUUCUGCUCAUAUCUAUCUGUCACUGUGCUUCUUUCUAUAUCUUUAUCUAUCUCAUUCUGCUCAUAUCUAUCUGUCAAUGUGCUUCUUUCUAUAUCUUUAUCUCUUUCUGCUCAUAUCUGUCAAUGUGCUUCUUUCUAUAUCUUUAUCUAUCUGUCAAUGUGCUUCUUUCUAUAUCUUUAUCUAUCUGUCAAUGUGCUUCUUUCUAUAUCUUUAUCUAUCUGUCAAUGUGCUUCUUUCUAUAUCUUUAUCUAUCUCAUUCUGCUCAUAUCUAUCUGUCAAUGUGCUUCUUUCUAUAUCUUUAUCUAUCUCAUUCUGCUCAUAUCUAUCUGUCAAUGUGCUUCUUUCUAUAUCUUUAUCUCUUUCUGCUCAUAUCUAUCUGUCAAUGUGCUUCUUUCUAUAUCUUUAUCUAUCUGUCAAUGUGCUUCUUUCUAUAUCUUUAUCUAUCUCAUUCUGCUCAUAUCUAUCUGUCAAUGUGCUUCUUUCUAUAUCUUUAUCUCAUUCUGCUCAUAUCUAUCUGUCAAUGUGCUUCUUUCUAUAUCUUUAUCUCAUUCUGCUCAUAUCUAUCUGUCAAUGUGCUUCUUUCUAUAUCUUUAUCUCAUUCUGCUCAUAUCUAUCUGUCAAUGUGCUUCUUUCUAUAUCUUUAUCUAUCUGUCAAUGUGCUUCUUUCUAUAUCUUUAUCUAUCUGUCAAUGUGCUUCUUUCUAUAUCUUUAUCUAUCUGUCAAUGUGCUUCUUUCUAUAUCUUUAUCUAUCUCAUUCUGCUCAUAUCUAUCUGUCAAUGUGCUUCUUUCUAUAUCUUUAUCUCAUUCUGCUCAUAUCUAUCUGUCAAUGUGCUUCUUUCUAUAUCUUUAUCGAUCUCAUUCUGCUCAUAUCUAUCUGUCAAUGUGCUUCUUUCUAUAUCUUUAUCUAUCUCAUUCUGCUCAUAUCUAUCUGUCAAUGUGCUUCUUUCUAUAUCUUUAUCUCAUUCUGCUCAUAUCUAUCUGUCAAUGUGCUUCUUUCUAUAUCUUUAUCUAUCUCAUUCUGCUCAUAUCUAUCUGUCAAUGUGCUUCUUUCUAUAUCUUUAUCUCUUUCUGCUCAUAUCUGUCAAUGUGCUUCUUUCUAUAUAUUUAUCUAUCUGUCAAUGUGCUUCUUUCUAUAUCUUUAUCUCUUUCUGCUCAUAUCUGUCAAUGUGCUUCUUUCUAUAUCUUUAUCUAUCUGUCAAUGUGCUUCUUUCUAUAUCUUUAUCUAUCUCAUUCUGCUCAUAUCUAUCUGUCAAUGUGCUUCUUUCUAUAUCUUUAUCUCUUUCUGCUCAUAUCUGUCAAUGUGCUUCUUUCUAUAUCUUUAUCUAUCUCAUUCUGCUCAUAUCUAUCUGUCAAUGUGCUUCUUUCUAUAUCUUUAUCUAUCUCAUUCUGCUCAUCUAUCUAUCAAUUUUGUUGCUGUCUUCUAUCAUUCUGCUUCUGUCCAUCUAUCUCAGCCUUCUCAUAUCUCUUAUUCUGCUUAUAUUUAUCUGUCAAUAUGCUGUUUUCUAUCUCUUUACCUAUCUGAUUCUGUUCAUAUCUAUCUAUAUGUCUAUCUUUGA